GGAUACUGGUGCCUGGGAGAAGUUGGACAUUUAAUCUUUUGGGACGGCUUCCAGGCUCGUUAUCCAUUCACUCACAUGCAACGACGUGCGUGACUGGUUGCGUCACGUUUCCUGAUAGUCAGAGGGAAACUUCCACUCAUUUUAUUUUCGGUAUUUGGAUCUCCUUUGUCGGGGCUCUGGUUAUUCGCUUUCUUUGACGUCAUCGAGGCCGAUACGGAGUUAUCACCAUGUCCAUGUUUAGACGCUCCUUUAUGGUGAAAGAUGAACCGAGUAAGACGGGCCGGUGGAUUAGGAAGAGACAUGGGAAACAUAGCAGACAUGGCAAGUUGAAGGCGCAGAGCAGGUCAGACAGCUUGACUGAACAUCCUGUUUCAAGCCCAGCAGUCACCUUCGUCGUGAGCUCGGAAAGACGUUUCUUCGUGGGCCACGAACAUGUUAUUGCCCAGUCUCUCUACUUCCGUAGUAUCCUGCGAGACCUGUCUAUGGUUGGAGCUCAUGCAAACAAGGUGGUGGAGCUGCCAGAUGAAGACCCAGAAAUAUUCUCCUGCAUUCUCGAAUACCUCUACAAAGGCGACUACUACCCCCGCCUAACCCACAACGAGCUCGAGAACACCCACGACACCAAAACCACAGACCGCAUCACAAGCAAAGCAACCAUCCUCCACGCCCGAACCCGCGACGAAAUCCUCCGCGACACCGUCGUCUACUGCGCAGCAGAAAAGUACGGCCUGGAAGAUCUCAAACAGCUUGCACUCCGCAAGCAGGGUCUUCACGUCGGGAUUCCAAUUCCUAUUAUCUUGCGCUCUGCUCGGUAUGCGUAUGAGAACACGCCGGAUUCGGAUGCGGAUUUGCGCGCUCAUUACUUGGUUAUGGUGAUAAGGGCGAGGGAGAUGUUCAAGACGAGUGGGACGAUGGAGAUGGAGAUGGAGAAGGGGCAUGCGUGGUUUUUUGAUCUGUUUGUUGCUAUGUGCAAUCAUAUUGAUGAUAUGGAGGGUUUUUGCAAGCAGCAGUCUUUCAAGUCAUCCUAAAGUGUUGCUGCACCG
Messenger RNA from Aspergillus glaucus CBS 516.65, 1043 nucleotides. RefSeq lists its product as uncharacterized. Gene Ontology annotation, molecular function: protein binding. Lineage: Eukaryota; Fungi; Ascomycota; Eurotiomycetes; Eurotiales; Aspergillaceae. The record is from RefSeq and is a predicted model, not a curated record. The coding region runs from base 228 to 1028 and encodes 266 amino acids. The transcript has 4 exons.